Molecule: messenger RNA, 1008 nt
Organism: Encephalitozoon romaleae SJ-2008
Lineage: Eukaryota; Fungi; Microsporidia; Unikaryonidae
Product: 60S ribosomal protein L4
Exons: 1
Coding region: 1-1008 (335 amino acids)
Biological process (GO): translation
Cellular component (GO): ribosome; cytosolic large ribosomal subunit
Molecular function (GO): structural constituent of ribosome; RNA binding
Source: RefSeq, a predicted model, not a curated record
AUGAAGCAACAGAUCAACUGCUACGAAGUUGAUGGAGUGACUGUGAAGAAGACCUUGGACCUACCCGAAGUGUUUUCCACGCCUGUACGUCAAGAUCUUGUGCUGAAGACGUAUUCUCUGUACAGGAUGAAGACUCGACAGCCGUAUGCUGUGUCUAAGUAUGCAGGUAUGCAACACUCUGCAGAGUCAUGGGGAACUGGGAGAGCUAUUGCUCGUGUGCCAAGAGUGAAGGGGGGAGGAACGAGAAGGGCUGGGCAGGGAGCAUUUGCAAACUUCUGUCGCAAGGGAAGGAUGGCACAUCCUACGAAGACUCAUAGGAGAUGGGCAAGAAAGGUUGUGGAGAAUACCAAGAAGAUAGCUGAGGCCAUGGCAGUUGCAGCAUCAGCACAGACAUCUCUUGUUGAAGCCCGGGGGCAUAGGAUAUCUGAUGUGAAGAUGCUUCCGAUUAUUGUUUCCGAUGACCUUUCCAAGGUAAAGAAGACCAAGGAUGCACUGCAGAUUCUCAAAAACUUGAACAUGAAGGAAGAAUUGAAGAGGGUAGAGAACAGCAGAGGGGUGCGAUGUGGUAAGGGAAAGAUGAGGAACAGAAGAUACACACAGAGGAAAGGGAUACUAAUCGUCCACGGGGAAUCCUCUGAGCUGCUUGCAUUCAGGAACAUCCGAGGGGUAGAUCAGAUGAGUAUCGAUAGCCUGGAUCUUCUUGAGCUUGCACCUGGAGGAAUGGCUGGAAGACUUAUUAUCUGGACAGAAAGUGCGUUUGAGAAGCUGGACAAGAUAUUUGGAGGAGUUGAGAGAGAAGCCGAGCUUACGCCUGGAUUCAAACUUCCUAACAAGAUUGUGACCCAUGACGACCUUGAAGAGUUGUUCUACAGUGAUGCUGUACAAGCUAUUCUCGACGAGCCCCUGUUUGUAGGAAGAACAGAGCUUAAGCUAAGUGAGGAAGAGAUGAAGGAGAGGCUGAGAUUUAUCAAGAAGUUCGAUGCAUCUGCAAUAAGAUCUACUAAUUAA